Drosophila innubila is the source of this 1940-nucleotide messenger RNA. RefSeq names its product endoplasmic reticulum lectin 1. The transcript is spliced from 4 exons. Gene Ontology annotation, biological process: retrograde protein transport, ER to cytosol; endoplasmic reticulum unfolded protein response. Bases 77 to 1642 code for a protein of 521 amino acids. The record is from RefSeq and is a predicted model, not a curated record. NCBI's taxonomy places the organism in Eukaryota, Metazoa, Arthropoda, Insecta, Diptera, Drosophilidae. Gene Ontology annotation, cellular component: endoplasmic reticulum lumen.
UACUAUUUUUUAGACGACGUGUAUUUUGCAUUUGUUAUGAAAAUAAUAGUUGAAAAAUACAAAUAAAACAAUAAAAAUGCAUCUUACUGCACAAACUAUAAAGAAAAUGGCGGGCUUUACGAUGCUGCUUGGUUUGAUGGCCAUGGCAGCAGCGCACGAAGCCAAGGACUUUGACGAUUCCGUGCUCUACAAAAUAGAUUUUGAAGUGCCUGAUUUGCUGGGUGAACCGGUGGUGGGCAAUCAUCUGCGAACAUUCUACACACAGGAGAAGGAAAAGUAUGAGUGUCUCAUACCCACCUUGGAGACGCCCAAAGAGGAGGAGAAGACCAAUCAACCAGAGCUGUCGCCGAUUGGGAUUCUUCAGCCAAUAUUCUCGGCGCCAACCUGUUCAUAUCGCAUCGAAGCCUAUUGGUCGUAUGAAAUUUGCCAUGGUCAUCAUGUGCGUCAAUACCAUGAGGAGCGUGAGGGGAAAAAUGUGAAAUUUCAAGAGUACUAUUUGGGCAAAUGGAGUGAGGAAAAGACCGAACUGGCUAAAAAGGAAUGGGAGGCGGAACGCAAGGCUGGUGGCAAGCCAAAGUACAAGACUCUAAAAAUUGAUAAUACUAGAUAUCCAUAUUUUGAAAUGGAGUUCAACGAUGGCACCAUGUGUGACAUUAUAGAGGCGCCUCGCACCACAAUGGUGCGUUACGUGUGCUAUCCGCAUGGAAAGGAUGACAUUUACUCAUUCAAGGAAACAUCGUCCUGUAAUUACGAAGCUAUCAUCUUGACAUCGUCGUUGUGCAGCAUUCCAGCCUUUCAUGCAGAAGAGACUAAAGAGAUUUCCAUAAAAUGCUUCAAUUCACAAACGGAACCACGCAAGCCAUUGAGUAUGCUACGCCAAGAGCUAAGCGAAUGGGCAGAUAGCGAAAAUGAUUUGCUGAUCUCAAAGGAAAACAAAGCACCAGCCAAGUUGUGGUCAAAGACGGAAGGCGAUACGGUUACGUUUAAGUAUAGCGGGGAUGUGGACAAAAUCAUCUUGGAGCUGAUGGCUAAUGGCGAAGUUGAUGGAGAAUAUGCAUAUCAGCAACUCGUGUUAUCCAGAGGCUCGCAAACAUCAACUCCACCACCGGUCAAUGAUUUGACACCCCUUAAGGAAUUUAUAUCCGGCAAGAACUGUCUAACAGGCGGCACCGGCUGGUGGAAGUACGAGUUUUGCUAUGGAAGGCAUGUUCGCCAGUUCCAUAAGGAUAAAAACAGCGAAGUCGAGCUAUUUCUCGGAUAUUUCUCGGAGGAAGCGCACCGACAGUGGAUAAGUUCCCAUCCAGACAAGGGAGGCCGACAGGGAUUUUCAACGUCCUUAUGGCACCACUACGCAAAGGGCACCCACUGUGAUAGCACUGGCUUGCCACGCGAAGUGGACGUUAAACUAACCUGCACGCCAGUUACCUCCAGCGGUACAGCUGUGUCCAUGUAUUUGUUGGAGCCAAAGACAUGCCAAUAUAUAUUAGUUGUGGAAUCGCCCAUCGUUUGUGAUCUCAUGCAUUACGCAGACGAAAACGAUUUAGUGAAACCUGAAAAUUUACAAAAGAUCCUUUCGUCUGAGAAAAAAAUGGCAACUCCCGCUGUUCGGAAUGUAGACUCCGAGGGAGAAAUACGAUCCUAGAUUCCACGAGUUAGUAUCUUAAUAAACAAUAAAAAUAAAUUAAGUAUACCUUUGUAUGCACUUCUUGUUAAAAUGUAUCUUCUUGAAUUCUGACCAAAUUCGAAGUGACCACAUUCCCGAAGCGAAGACACAAACCAAAUUAUCGUAAUACGAUCAUCGUAUGGCAAAAUAUUAGUGCAUGCAUCAACCCAAUAAAAGCAAUUGCUAACGACAGCUGAAGAUGACGUAAAUUAUGUGAGACCUACUAUCAGAUUCCCUGUAACUAAUAUUGACACUAAAUUAAAACGCUCUUUCUCUC